Messenger RNA from Plasmopara halstedii, 1746 nucleotides. RefSeq lists its product as hypothetical. Gene Ontology annotation, biological process: dolichyl monophosphate biosynthetic process. NCBI's taxonomy places the organism in Eukaryota, Oomycota, Peronosporomycetes, Peronosporales, Peronosporaceae. The record is from RefSeq and is a predicted model, not a curated record. Bases 1 to 1746 code for a protein of 581 amino acids. Gene Ontology annotation, cellular component: endoplasmic reticulum membrane. The transcript has 3 exons. Gene Ontology annotation, molecular function: dolichol kinase activity.
AUGUUCCACAAGAGCGCAAAGAGCUAUGCCCUGGUGACGGAGGCGAUGGUUCUAUUGCUAGUAACCGCGUGGGUCACAAUUCUAACACAUCAGAAAGAACAGGAAAAGGUUAAUACGAUGGUCUCGGUAUCAUGGGAGCAGCGACUACUUCAGACCAACACAAUGUCGCAUGUGCUGUUCAGCCUAAAUGUCUUAGGCGGGAGUGCUGUCCUAAUAUCAAUAUUUCAUCCAAAUGUGAUCUACCAACAACUGCAAGCGCUUUGCAGGAAUGAGCGCGAUACAGGGCUAGUAGUGGGUUGUCUGCUUCCUCCUCUAGUGCUUCUAAGUCGCUUAUUAAACGAAGUCGAUCUCGAAAGCAAAUUUUCUUCAAGAUUCAAUUUCUUUUACUCGUGGGUCACAAUAUCGUUUGGAUUCAGUGUGCUGCUCAAGAUUGCAGUCUUUAAGUCACUUACUUCACUUCGUGUCAAUGCUUUAGUUGAUGUCAUUUUGCUACCGAUGUUGUUCGGUUUGCUAAGUCCAAUCGAGUCCGCGUGGCGAUUUCUACUGGCUGCAACUGCACGAAUUAUUACAGCAGCUGUAUUAGCCACAGGUUUGAAGCUUUUACCUCGUUCAUUCACGAUAGGAGAGGCAAUUCUUGUUGCGCAAGGUAUUGGACUAUGCGCUUUCGAUCUUUUAGUGGUCACGAUGACAAAACUUAGUGAAAACAAUUUGAUGGCCUUAGUACUGCAAUCCUGGCGAAUCACAAGUGUAGAUCGGCCAGAUUAUGUCUUGGCACUGGAGGUUGGAAUGCUAGGAUCGCUCCUCGUGUGUAUGGCUUUGAUUCCACUAUUACGAGCGCACGGAACGCCCAUGCCAAGAACGAUUGCCAAGCCAAUGUCGUUCACUAAUACCGUGGUAUGUGUACUCAUAAUUGCGGCGAUGGUGGGCGGUGUGGUGUAUCCAUGGAGCUGUUUGUUAUUACAAACAAAGAAUCCGUUUGUAUGGUUAAUAAAGUUUCUCAUCAAGUCAAACAGCUCAUCAAUGCUGCCACCACGUAUCGGACUGAUGAUUUACUGGGCUAUUUGUCUUCUAGUAUUGGUUCCAUUGAUUCGAACUAUCUCUAAUUACCUCAAGCUCCGUAACAUCGUGGCAAGAAAAUUGUUUCACGUUUUAAUUGCUGUCAUGCUGGGACCCGCAUCGAUUAUUGACGUUCCCAUGCUAUCGUUGAGUUACGGUGUUGCGAUAAGCGUUUUUCUGAUUGUGGAAUGCGCGCGUGCCUUGUCGCUACCACCUUUUGGUCGUUCCAUUGCUGUGUUCAUGAGAUCAUUUAUUGAUUAUCGCGAAUCUGGUCGAGUGAUUUUGACUCAUUCCUAUUUACUGCUCGGUUGUGCAUUGCCGCUAUGGCUUGCGCCAUCUUUUGACUCGCCUUCUAUUCUUAUUAUAAACGCUGGAAUUGUGGCACUGGGAAUUGGAGAUGCAAUGGGGGCUCUUGUAGGUUCAAGUGUCGGCAGCUGCAGAAUCUUUGGCAACAAAACUGUGGAAGGAUCUACUGCAGUAUUCACCUCGAUGUUCUUUGCGUCAGUAUUGCUUCAGAACUAUCGCUUGCGAGUAUUGCUCGAAGCAGAUUAUAUGCAGGUGAUUUUGCUCACUGUUGCAGUUUUAUUGACGACGUUUUUAGAGGCCGCCACGGCUCAGAUUGACAAUCUGGUGCUACCUCUUUUCUUCUACGUAGUGUGUAAUCUCGUGGAGUGUCAUCGUCUGCUGUAA